Messenger RNA from Saccostrea echinata, 583 nucleotides. RefSeq lists its product as uncharacterized. Gene Ontology annotation, biological process: intracellular protein transport; vesicle-mediated transport. Lineage: Eukaryota; Metazoa; Mollusca; Bivalvia; Ostreida; Ostreidae. The coding region runs from base 29 to 583 and encodes 184 amino acids. Gene Ontology annotation, molecular function: GTPase activity; GTP binding. The record is from RefSeq and is a predicted model, not a curated record. Gene Ontology annotation, cellular component: cytoplasm. The transcript has 4 exons.
CUGUCCCCAGAUGACUUGAAAAUUCAUCAUGGGGUGUACAUCAAGUAUGUCGAGAAAAAACUCGUCAGCGACUUCCUUCCGGCUGAUUUUGGUCGGUUUGGACGGGGCAGGAAAAUCCUCCCUGCUGUACAAAUUGUCCAUCGGAGACUUUGUGGAGACAAAACCGACAAUGGGUUUUAAUGUGGAGACAAUUAAUUACAAUAAUCAUACGAUCACUCUGUGGGAUAUGGGAGGAAAACCUAGUAUACGCAAACUAUGGAAGCAUUAUUAUCUCAACUGUCAUGGGAUGCUUUUUGUCAUUGAUGGAUCCGCUCGCGAUCGUCUUCAGGACGCAGACGACCUUCUGACGUCACUACUGCUGGAGAAAGAAUUACUUGGUGUUCCGAUGGUAUUUCUGGCAAACAAAAAGGAUAUCGAAGGAGCAUUAUCGGAAAGUGACGUGAUAGAAUAUUUCUCAUUGAACCAAAUUUCCAGCAGGCUGUGUACAGUUCAAGGCACGAGUGCAUUAACUGGGGAAGGAAUUUAUAAAGCAUUGGAUAACAUGAUCAGUUUUAGAAGACAUAUUGAUAGAAUGCAGGCCUGA